CCACAACAAACGGAGUAGUCAUAGCGAAGUCCCAAGCAAACCUUGCUAUCCCGCUUCAUUUAGUUCAACUAUAAGAAGAGACAAAGAAACAUGUCGUACCCAGGGGAAGGAACACACAAGAUGUCCAUGUACGGUCUGAAGAACUGGUCACCUGGCGAGCAGAAACUACAGUGGCAGGAGUACGUCAAUCGUGAAAAACGGCUGGAGAAGAACCACCUCGCGACGCGAGGGAGGCUGGGAAAGCCUAACAUCGUACUGACCGAGGAAAUGCUGAAAUCUAACAUGACGGUCUACAAUAACAACAAAGAGCAUCAAGAGAAAAGUGCGUACGAACGUCUGUUUAACCAGGAGUCUGACUACAACAGCAAGCUGCACCGUGAUGACAGACAGCACACCGUGGGGCUCAAUGUCCACGCGGAGGAGACCUCCAAGGCGGUGCCCCUGCGGAGCUCCUCUCAGUACGGCUUCUUGUUAAACCGACCGUGCGACCCGCCCAUGCGGGGAGAGUACGUGCGAGUCGCGCAUGUCUUCAAGGGGUUCUACCGUGACAGGGGCGUCAACCUCCCCACAAGCCAUGACUGAACCGUCCCUAAAAUCCACCUCGACUCAGCCAACAAGACGUUAACUUUACUUCUGACAUCUGGCGCGAAAUUUAUAUUAAUGCGUAGUUUGUUUAAUCAACUUUUCAUAAAUGUUUCCAUAUCGCAAAAGUAUUAUGUAUCCGUAAUGUCAUAAAUAGAACAUGUCAGACACCAUUUUCAUAUAAGUAUGCUACUUGUGUUAAUCUAACAUUAUACAAGCCUGGUGGAACACACGGCA
Branchiostoma floridae (Florida lancelet) is the source of this 819-nucleotide messenger RNA. RefSeq lists its product as uncharacterized. NCBI's taxonomy places the organism in Eukaryota, Metazoa, Chordata, Leptocardii, Amphioxiformes, Branchiostomatidae. The record is from RefSeq and is a predicted model, not a curated record. Bases 91 to 582 code for a protein of 163 amino acids. The transcript is spliced from 4 exons.